This is a messenger RNA of Mollisia scopiformis, 565 nucleotides long. RefSeq lists its product as uncharacterized. Bases 105 to 449 code for a protein of 114 amino acids. NCBI's taxonomy places the organism in Eukaryota, Fungi, Ascomycota, Leotiomycetes, Helotiales, Mollisiaceae. The transcript has a single exon. The record is from RefSeq and is a predicted model, not a curated record.
GUUGAGGAAGUUUUCUGGUACCUGCAGGCUGGAGUUGAACAAUUCAACGGAUAUGAUUCUGGAGUAACCAUCCAAAGUGGCACAACUCUGCGUAUCCGGUGAAGAUGAGAAUUGUGGUCCAGCCACGACCUCCAGUUUGUCAUCGUGGCUGUUUCGUGUUCACGGUCACGUGUGUAUUUCAUUCAGUGAAGAGGGCUGUUGCUUCCUUGUGUAGGCAUGGCGACUUCCACUUUGGAUUUGAGCAUUGUUGUGACUCCGAUUCCCGCGCCACUGUCCUUCUCGCCUUCACACCGUCUUUUCUUCUUGUCUCACACUGUCCCACGACAGUAUUGCAGAACUUCAGCUUCUCAAAACGCCAACUCUUUCGUUUCGAGGAAGCAUUGCAGACCGAGGAUUCUUCGUUUCAAGAUAUAUUCUGCCCUCGAGCUUGUCCUCGUCCAUUGAACUGAAUUACAACACUUCACGCAAUGGCUUCGAAAUACCUUCAGCAGUCUGUCCGAGCAAUCCUCGUGCUCUCCCUUGUAAGGCCGCUUCACGACAACAGAAGUCUACCACACUGACACUU